UCUACAAAGAGCAAAAUGGCCGAAACUCGUUGGACAGCGACAGACGUCCCGUGAAAUAUGCGUAAUGUUGAGCGGUCAUCGUUGUAAAUAAACAUUAAAGUGGCAGUGUCGUAAUCAUAGCAGUGAUCAGUGGCAGUGCAUGGUCUCUUUACAUGAGUGUCAAUCCCGUGCUAUAACUAAUACCGUGAAAGAUUUGUGUCAGUUUAGUGUUUUGAACCUUGUUUUUAAGAAAAACUUCGCUCUGACUUCAGUUUUGGAUUUAUGUUUACUUGAACUCGGUGAUGCUGGGAGGGUCGGGGCCGGGGCCUGGGGGCGGGGGCGAACCGGGCGCAGGAGAGUUGCUUACCGUCACCGUGGUGCGCGACGAGCAUGGCUACGGCAUGAAGGUUUCCGGUGACAACCCCGUGUACGUACAAUCAGUCAAAGAGCACGGGGCGGCGUGGCGCGCUGGCUUGCGCGCCGGCGACCGCAUCCUCUGCGUGGAUUCGGUGCACGUGUACCAGCACACGCACCAGCAGGUCGUGCACAUGAUACGAGCAAAACCAACAACAGUGCUUACUGUACAGCAGAACAGCUCGCGGACCAAGACGCCCAUCACUGCGCCACUGCCCGUCAAUCCGGAGAACCAGCGGCAGCUGGAGGAGUCGAAGGUGCUGACAAUGAGGCUCAUGCUACAGAAAGAACAGAAGUACAUCAGGGAGUUGCGAAAUGAAGUGCAGAAGGUACCAGAUGUAAGAAAGCAAGCCCAAUUAGAGGCGGCCAUACAGAGGUGCUCCAAGCUGCAACACGAAAUAGACAUCGUCAUGGCGGCACAGGGCGAGAGUGCGGGCUCGGCCGCGCCGGCGCCGGGCACCCCCCGCGGCUUCCUCAGCGGUCUGCCGCGCUCGCUCAGCAACCUCACCGGACAGAGUCUGCGCAAUCUGCGCCAGGCGCGCGCCCGCCACGACACACCCCUCGCGCCCCUCACGCCCCCCGCCCACAACACGCACCCCCCGCACAACACGCACCCCCCGCACACCGUGCCCCUCGUGCCUCUCGUGCCCACCACCUGUCUCGACAACGCGCCCCCGCCGCUCCCGCCGCGCUCCACCGAGCGCCCCAAGCGCGGCCCCCUCAGCCCCUCGCACCCCCUGCACCCCCCGACGCAGCGACCCCCCUUCAAGGAGCAACACCCCCUGCAUUCGGCGCACGAGCACCGGCUGCGGCGGUCGUCGCACUCGCUGGACGGCGAGCUGGAUGGCCCCCAGCCCAACUCCAUCGCGCUGCAGUUGAGCUACCCCCUCGUCAACGUGCCCCCGCCCCCGCUGCAGACGGACAGUCGCGGCGCUCCAGUGCUGCACGCUCGCAGUCAGUCCUCACCGGAACAGCUGGAACACGAUCUUUCCAGGACGAGCACUGAGGGCGGGGCGUGUCCGGAGCGCGCGUGGGAGCCGCCCGGGACUCCGCCCCCGCCCUACGCACACAACACUCAGCCCUGUGUGGACCCGCAAAGAGCUAUCAUAUCGAUGGAAGAAGAUGACCCGCCGACAUCUGUGAAUUCAAGUAGUUCUGGCCUGUUCUCCAAUCUCCGUUCAGUCAGAGAUUCAAGAGCUAGGAUGGCCGUCUUGCUCAACUGGCUCAUAGGCGAGAGAAGAUGUCCAUGCGCGUGGCUGGUGCUGGUGCUGACUGAGCAGUUCCGCACAGCCGCCGUGCCCACCGCCACGCUCCGCCGCUGGGCCUACGAGAUACAGUCCUCCUUCCUCAUGCCGCACGCGGUGUUGCAGUUGAACGGCGUGGACGAGCACAUGGCCAACGAGAUCGAUCACGUCUUGUUAUACGAGCACCACAAGGAGGAGGUGCUGCGCAAUGUUUUCCGCAAAGCGCGCGCAAAGGCGAAGGAGGAGCUAGCGGCGCAGCUGCGCGACUUCCAGCUGAAGCGGCAGGUGGGGCUCGGCGCACUCUACGGCCCAGACGACGCCGUGCUCGAGAAGUGCACCGUCGACAAGGCGCAGGAGCAAGUGGUGGUGGAGCGACUGCUGUACGAGGUGAUCCGCGCGGUGUGCAGCGAGGGCGCUGGUGUCGCCGGGGGUGCGGGGGGUGUGGGGGGUGCGGGCUGCGGCGGUGGGCCCCCCGCACCCCCCGCCAUGUGCAGCACCUCCCCCGCACACCGCGCACUGCUCGCCGCGCUCGCUGCAGCAGCGUGCAGCAUGGACUGCAGGCCGGCGGCGGUGGCGGCGGCGGGGCAGGCGGCGGGCGCGCGCGAGUCCUUCCUGCUCAGAGACAAGCUGUACAAGCAGCGCCUCAAGCACAUCGCCAAGCAGCGCCCACAGCCGUACGUGGUGCGCGGCCACCAGCUGCAGCUGCAGGCGCUGACGUCAGUGGCGCACUGCCACCACUGCGACCUCGUCAUCUGGGGCCUCGCGCCGCAAGCAUACGUCUGCGCCAACUGCAAGCUGCGCGUGCACCGCGAGUGCGGCAAGGCGGUGGAGGAAGGCUGCGUGUUGGAUGGAGAGACACAAAACAACAGGAUCUCGCGCUUCAUGGAGCGAAUACAUCACAACAACAUGCCCGGUCAAGACGCGGGCGACAAGAAGUCCCGCAAGGCUUCGGGCACCUCGCACUUUCUCAACAUGGAGCGAAGUUUCAGGAAGAUGGAGGACGAGACGACUUGGGAGCAGACUCUCACGCCCACGCCUGUUAUAGGCGAGUCUCGGCGCGAGGGAUCAACAGAGGAGCCGAGUGCUGCUGAAGCGGAGGCGGACUUUGCGGACACGGCCAAAGAACAACCUGACAAGGAGCACAACUGGCGCGGGGGUGGGGGUGGUGGUGGUGGGGGUGGGCGCGGAGUGAACCGCGCUGAGAGCUGCCGGGAGAGAGACGCGCCUCGCCGCGGCAAACAUCGCAACGCCUCGGACCCCAACCGUCUCACUGCGCACCACAACCAUGACCUGGAGCCGGGCACACCGACAGCGCCCUCUGGCAGCUCCAGCAGUUCCAGUCUGUCUUCUAGAAGUAACGAGAGCAACACGGUCGCCGCUGACCAACAAGCUUCCCCGUCAGACCUGUCGGAGGAGGAGGAGCCGCUGGCGGCGCAGUGGGCGGACAGCUUGCCGCCGCACUUGCUCGACAGUCUGCUGCUCUCCGCGCGGCUCAGGAAGCGCCAGGAGGUUAUACAUGAGCUGAUAGUGUCGGAGGGGUCGCACGUGCGGUGGCUGAAGGUGCUGGACACGGUGUUCCACCGGCCGCUGCUGCGCGCCCCCACCCUGCUGGCGGCCGAGGACGUGCGCGCGCUCUUCCCCAACCUGCAGCAGGUGCGCGAGCGACACGCGCGGCUGUACGCGGACCUGCGCGCCGCCCGCACCCUCGCCCCCGACCACAUCGUGCACAUCCGCCCCGUAGCCGAGGCGCUGCUCAACACGCUGGGCGAGGCGGGGUACGCGGGCUGCCUGGCGCGCUUCUGUCGCGGGCAGCGGCUGGCGCUGGAGGCGCUGCGCGAGCGCCGCCGCAAGCACAAGGAGCUGCACCAGUUCCUGUGCGGCCGCGAGCAGCUGCCGCUGUGCGGCCGUCUGCAGCUGCGGGACCUCCUCGCCUGCGUCUGGCAGAGACUGACAAAGUACCAGCUGCUGCUUGAGGGCGUGCUGAAGACGGUGAGCUCUGCGGGGGCGGAGGGCGGGGCCGAGGUCGGGGCGGAGAGCGGGGCGGAGGACGGGGCGGAGGCGGCGGGGGCGGAGGUGGCGAGGCGCGCGCUGGCCGUGGCCAAGGACGUGCUGCACACCGUCGACACCGCCAUACGCACUGCGGAGAACGAGCACAGAUUGCGCAGCAUCCAGAGCAAGCUGGAGGUGCGCGCGGGCAGCGGGCCGGAGUGGGAGGAGCUGCGCCGCCUGGACCUCACCACCAGGUCCCUGCGGCUGGAGGGCGACCUGGCACUCCGCAACGACUCCUCCAAGAGGGUCAAUGUGCUGGCGCUGAUGUUGUCUGACUGCCUGGUGCUGCUGCAGCGUGAGGGUGAGCGCUUCGUGCUGCGCCCCAUCAGCCAGCCCAGCCAGCAGGGACCUCUCUCACCUCUCAUCAAGUGGGACAAGGUUCUGUUUCGGCCGAACGCGGCGGUGCGCAACACCUUCUUCCUCAUGAACAUCAACGGCGUGCAGAUGCACGAGCUGUCCGCAAACACCGCCGCCGAGUACGCCACAUGGGUGAAGCACAUCCAACAGGCGCCGCUCGCCAAGUUGACGGAGCUGAAGCCCCUCAUAGCUCAUCACCACUCGCGCUCCAACGACGACUCCGGUAUAAACGUGUCAAGAAAUCCGUCUGACGCGUCCGAGAAGUCGUCAUCGACUGCACCAGACGAGGACCGCGACACCGAGCGGGACACCGAGCACGUCGAGCGUGACAGCGAGCGUGACAGCGAACGUGACACCGAGCGUGACGUCGAGCACGCCGAGCACGUCCCGCCCGAGCCCGAACACGUCGAACACGCCGGAGAACGUGACCGCAGUUCCACCGAGAGACUCGACCACGACAGAGACGAGAAGAGAGACGGAGACAUGACCAGAGAUGGAGACUCGGAUGAUUCCAACAGACAGCGGCGGGCGACUGUGGGCCGCAUCAGUACACACUGCGGGGAGCUGCUGCCCGCCCUGGCCCCGCGCGACGCCCUCACCGUGCGCGACCCCCCCGCACACACCCUCGUGCACACAGCGCGCCGGGCACUCACACACCAAGAGCGACUGCGGAGGCUGGACGAGGUGAUCAGCCGUGCUCUGCGCGCCAAGAGCAGUAUCGUGGGCGAGCUGCUGGGCGUGCCCGCUGACAGCUACGCCCAGGUCGCAGACCUCGCCGUCGCGGAAACUCUCGGACAAGUCGACAUGUCGGAGAUGGAGCCUGCGGGGGCGCGGGCGGAGGGCGAGGUGGACAUCCACCAGCUGCUCCUCGCCGCGCACGAGCAGGCGAACCAACUGACGGAGCUGCUGUCGAAGGCGCUGACAGUGGACGAGGCCAGCGCGAUGGCGGCGCGGAGCGGGCGAUGUGACACUUGUCGGCGCGCCCCGCCCCUCGCACACUCGCGCCCCGCACACAACUACACCUCGCACUCACACGACACUGACACGAGCGCUCGGAAUGACGAAGAUUUGGAGGUGUCGAGCGACCGGGCCGACGAGCUAUCGGAGCUGGAGGCCUGUCUGCGCACCUCGGAGCAGGGGGAGGGCGACGAGGGCGUGUACGACUUGCUGCUGCCCCCCAGCGCGCCCCCCACCACGCCCGCCCCCACCGCCCCGCCCGCCGUGCCGCCCAGGGAGCCCGCCGAGCCGCCAUUCGAGGCGAUGCAGGCUGUGGGCGCGGCGCGGCUGGCGCGGCGGCUGGGCGUGCCGGCGCGCGCGCUGGCGGGCACGCUGGCACACCUGCUGGCACACGUGCCGCCUCAGCUGGCGCACGCGCACGCCACCAGACACCAGCUCGCCGCACACCAAGACCUCGCAGACGCCCUGCGCGCGCAGGCGCAGCGUGCACAUACAACAGAUUAUCAAAUGACUGAGGAGAUCUGCUUCCCCAAGGCGCUGGAUGUGGACCGAUCUCUGCAGGACCAUCCGAGUAACGGAGGCUGAUCUCACAAGUGAAGAGAUAUGAUCCGUCAGCCAGCUCGGGCCGCGCCGGGCCGCGCCGGGCCGCG
Molecule: messenger RNA, 5650 nt
Organism: Papilio machaon (common yellow swallowtail)
Lineage: Eukaryota; Metazoa; Arthropoda; Insecta; Lepidoptera; Papilionidae
Gene: RhoGEF2
Exons: 40
Coding region: 282-5585 (1767 amino acids)
Biological process (GO): G protein-coupled receptor signaling pathway
Cellular component (GO): cytoplasm
Molecular function (GO): G protein-coupled receptor binding; guanyl-nucleotide exchange factor activity
Source: RefSeq, a predicted model, not a curated record